CCUAAUCAAAAUAUAGAUAAGUUGACUAGUUUAAUAAUUAAUUAAAUUUGAAUGGAAGAAUUACAAAAAGGAGAUGUAAUAGCAGAAGAAUAUGAAAUAAUUAAUCAAAUAUCAUAAGGAUCUUUUGGAAAAGUUUAUUUGGGAAAAUCAAAACUAAAAAAUUUAGAUGUUGCAAUAAAAGUUGAAAAAAAUGAAGUUGCUCAUUUAAAUAGUUUAUAGAAAGAGGUUUCAUAUUAAAUAAUACUUAGGUUAGAAUAUUGAAAUAAUUGGAAGGAGUUGAACAAAUUCCAAUAGUACUUUGGAAUGGAUUUUAUAAAGGGAUGGAUAUGAUAAUUUUAAAUAUGCUUGGCAAAGAUUUGAUCUAUUUUUUUCAUAAAUUAAAGCAUUUCUCUUAUUAGUGUGUGUGCAAUAUAGCUAUAUAAAUGAUUGAAAUUUUAGAGCAAAUCCAUAAAAAGUAUAAAUCACAAUAUAAAUUUAAGAAAUAUUGUUCAUAGAGAUUUGAAACCAGAAAAUAUUUUAGGCUCACCAAAUUCUUCAAAAAUAUAUUUAAUUGAUUUUGGUAUAGCUAAAGAUUUAGAGUAAAAUAAAAAAUCUAAAGAUAAAUUAUCAUUUAUUGGAACAACAAGGUAUGCCAGUUUAGCUGCUCAUUUGGGUGUUGAAUAAAAUAAAAAAGAUGAUUUAGAAUCAUUAGGAUAUAUACUUAUAUUCUUUCUUAAUAAAACUCUACCUUGGAUGAAUAUAGAUAAAGAUGAUAUCUAUAGAAUCGAAAAGAUUGGAUAAAUGAAAUAAGAAAUUAGUUUAGAAUAAUUAUGUUAAAGUCUUCCAAAUGCAAUAUUAAAGUACUUGUUAUAAUAUUUAGAUAUAUGAAAUAUGUUAAAUAAUUGGGGCAUAAAUAAAAACCUGAUUACUAAUCAUUAAAACAUUUAUUUUUAGUUGAAAAUCAAAAAAAUGGAUAUAUUAUUUUUGAUUGGAAUAAAAAGGAUAUAUAGGAAUAAAAAUUUAAAUCUUCAAAAUCUUUAAAAUCUUUAAAUUAUAUCUAAAAUAAUAAAAGUUAAAUCAGCAAAAAAAAACAUUAUUAAUCUAUUUCUAAUAUUUAAAGAGAGAGUUAAGGAAAGAUUUAAUUUUAAAAUAAUUGUAAAACUUUUGGCUAAAAAGAAUCUAGUGAAGAGCACUCAAAUUCUAUAAAAUAAGUUUCUAAUUAAAAAAGCAUUUUUGUUGAUUAUUCUAUUAGUAUUGAAUAAACAAAAGUUUCAAAAUUUUCUUAAUAUAGAUAGAAGAGUUAGAAGAGUAUUUUUGGUAAAAAACACUAAAAAAGUUAAUAGCUCUAAGAAUCCUCAAUAAUUCCUAUUUAAUCCGAAUAAUAAUUAUACGAAAUGGAAGAAUCAGAUUUAGAAUUAAAGUAUAAUUUAUUACAUUAUACUUCUGUAUUCUAUAAUUAUAAAAAUCCUAUAUAAGAGUUUAAAGUUAUCCAAUUUAGUUGA
This is a messenger RNA of Paramecium sonneborni, 1481 nucleotides long. The record is from the annotation of a GenBank genome assembly. NCBI's taxonomy places the organism in Eukaryota, Ciliophora, Oligohymenophorea, Peniculida, Parameciidae.